Molecule: messenger RNA, 3609 nt
Organism: Capronia epimyces CBS 606.96
Lineage: Eukaryota; Fungi; Ascomycota; Eurotiomycetes; Chaetothyriales; Herpotrichiellaceae
Product: DNA excision repair protein ERCC-6
Exons: 1
Coding region: 1-3609 (1202 amino acids)
Biological process (GO): transcription-coupled nucleotide-excision repair
Cellular component (GO): nucleus
Molecular function (GO): ATP binding; ATP-dependent chromatin remodeler activity
Source: RefSeq, a predicted model, not a curated record
AUGGAAGCCCAACAAGAACAAAAUCAACUUGAGAACGCAUUAGCCGUCGAUGCCGACAUGACAGACAAGGGUGUCGACAAUGGCGGUACACCCAAGAACGAAUCCGCUGAGACACUCCGACUACGCAAUCUGGAUGCCGAGGUGCAAGACCAAGAUGACGUGGAACGCAACCUUGGACGGAAGGCAGAUCGCAUGCUUUUUGAGCAAGCCAACGAUCGUGAUCAAACAAGACUGGACAAGACCCUAGCGCAGAAGGAGAAGCUGCAGAACCAAAUCCGGAAAGCACGCGAGGAAAUGGGUCGUCCGGUCGGGACCACUCGGCGAGCACGGCUGCGCGUUGAGAUUGACCGGAUGCAAGGUCAAAUUCAAGAUCUGCAAAAUGAUAUUGCUGAAAUCGAAGAAAGAAUGAGAGAAAGAGAGACAGAUGCCAGCCUGGUCGGUCAACAUGAUGCAUCAUCUACCGGACGGCUGCCGAAUGAGACGCAACGCGACUAUUUAAUUAGAACAGGCAAGAUUACUCCAUUUUCCAAGUUUGGUCUGUCGACUCAUGGCGAGUCAUCCACGACCCUGCAAGGCGCGCUACUGGAUGCCGAGGAAGAGCCUGAACUUGGCGAGAUUCUUCCUGAUAUUCACGGUGACAAGUUGAUGUCCCAUCGAAACCUCCGGCAGCCCGGUUUUGCCUCUAGUUUUGCCGACUCAAGUGCCGAAGAAGAAGUUGACCUUGAACAACCACGAAAACGGAGACGUCUAGCAGCCAGAGAAUCGAUCGCAAGAAAUGAGGACUCUUCAUACGAUGAAGACUCAGUUGACGAUGACGUUCUCUCCGAUGCCGAAGAGGACGACAAUGAGGACAUGCCCGUCACUUCUGGAAAGCAAAAGAGGUCACGUCAGAAGGCAGCAGGUCAAAUCGGCGAUGACGUUGAAGAUUUUAGAGGCGUCGAUGAUGGUACCGAGACAAUUUAUCAAUCCCGAGUGAAGAGAUGGGCCUUGAGGAGGCGACGAGCCCGGACGCAUGCGUCUGGUCCAACCCAGAAUAAUGAGGACGAUGAAGUGCUUGAUGGCGAAUCUUCGUCAGUCGCGCUAGAAGAAGCACACCUCCCACAUCCAGAGAUCCCGGACACAGUCUUCAAUGACGGUUACAAGAUUCCCGGAGACAUAUAUCCCAGUUUGUUCGAUUAUCAGAAGACCGGAGUACAGUGGCUGUACGAGUUGUAUACCCAACAGGUAGGAGGAAUCAUCGGGGAUGAGAUGGGCUUAGGAAAGACCAUUCAAAUGAUUGCCUUUCUGGCAGGCCUGCAUUACAGCAGAAAGCUGACCAAGCCCAUAAUCGUCGUUUGUCCCGCGACCGUCAUGAAACAGUGGGUCAACGAAUUUCAUCGCUGGUGGCCUCCAUUUCGAGUUACGAUCCUGCAUUCUUCGGGCAGCGGCAUGGUCAAUCUGCGCAAUGAGUCGAGCAAGGAAGACGAGUUGCUUGACCUUGAAUGGGAUCCAACGCUCAGGAACCGACCACUGACCCCAGCUCAAAAAGCGGCUCGAAACAUGUUGAAGCCCGUCUUCGAAGAUGGCGGCGGAGUUCUUGUAACGACGUACUCUGGCCUCCAGACCUACGCCCCUCUUCUCAUUCCAGUUGACUGGGAGUACGCGAUACUGGAUGAAGGACACAAGAUCAGAAACCCUAAUACGGCCAUAACUAUCUACUGCAAAGAACUGCGUACUCCGAACCGCAUUAUUCUCUCUGGCACUCCGAUGCAGAACAACCUUAUCGAAUUGUGGUCACUGUUCGACUUUGUGUUUCCCAUGCGUUUGGGCACCUUGGUCAGCUUCCGAAAUCAGUUCGAAAUCCCCAUUCGACAGGGCGGCUACGCAAAUGCAUCUAAUCUGCAGGUUCAGACGGCAUUCAAAUGCGCAGAAACCCUCAAGGACGCCAUCAGUCCAUACUUACUUCAGCGGUUUAAAAUCGAUGUCGCUUCUGAUCUUCCGAAGAAAAGUGAACAGGUGCUAUUCUGCAAGCUCACGCCGUUGCAGAGAGCUGAAUACCAGCGCUUCCUUGAUUCAAACGAAAUGGGAGCAAUCAUAAACGGCAAAAGGCAAGUUCUCUAUGGUGUUGACAUACUGCGGAAAAUUUGCAAUCAUCCAGACCUCACGGGUCAUAAACAUCUGUCCGUCAAGCCAGGCUACAAUUAUGGUGAUCCAUCCAAAUCUGGGAAGAUGCAGGUCGUUGGUGCACUCCUUGAAUUGUGGAAGGAGACUGGCCACAAAACUCUUCUCUUCGCCCAGCAUCGAAUCAUGCUCGACAUUCUGGAGAAAUACGUCAGAUCAUUCUCUGGGCUCAAGUAUCGUCGUAUGGACGGCAAUACGCCCAUUCAGCUAAGGCAGAGCAUGGUCGACGAGUUCAACACAGACCCAGAUCUCCACGUCUUUUUGUUAACCACCAAGGUGGGUGGACUGGGCAUAAACCUGACUGGAGCUGAUAGAGUUAUCAUCUAUGACCCUGAUUGGAACCCUUCGACGGAUCUGCAAGCUCGAGAAAGGGCCUGGCGUUUAGGCCAGAAGCGAGAGGUAACAAUCUAUCGUUUGAUGACGGCUGGGACCAUCGAGGAGAAGAUUUAUCAUCGUCAAAUAUUCAAGCAGUUCCUGACAAACAAGAUCUUGAAGGACCCAAAACAGAGGCAGACCUUCCACCUAAACGACUUGCAUGACCUCUUCACUCUUGCCAAAGAAGGCGAGCCCACUGAGACAAGCAACCUUUUCCAAGAUGCCGAGGUAAAAUAUCCUUCUGGGCCAGCCAAAGCUCAUGAGGCAGGCGACAAGGACGCAGACAACAACAUCGCCCCCAAGUCUGGCGACACAAAUAUUGAGACGCUGCCUGGUAUUUCGUCUAUGGAGCGGUAUGCUGGAGAGAUUGUGGAAGAAGCCAACGCGAACAAGGAAGGCUCCACCAAUUCAGAGGACAGAGUGAUGGAAGGCAUUUUCGCACGAUCUGGUAUCCAUUCUGCUGUGGAGCAUGACGCGAUUAUUGAUGGCAACAAGACCGGCAAGAAAGUCGCCGCUGAUCCAGUACUGAUCGAGCAGGAAGCUCGAAAGGUAGCUGCAGAGGCUGCCAGAGAGUUGAGGCGCGCAGGUGAUGCGGCUCGACAUGUCCCCAUAGGCACACCUACCUGGACCGGACAGUUUGGGGUAUCUGGUCGGCCACAGGAGACGACAGCUCAGAGGGCUUUCAGUUCGGCUGCUCGUUCCAGAGGGGGAGCCAUACAGUCAACAAGUCUGCUUGCAAACCUACAACAGCGCCAGGCAAAUGCCAUAGGUAGCCGUGUUGCGACGCCACGCACUUCGAGCCCUGCAAGAUCUUCGGUUUCUACCGCCUCGACUUCCAGGGCUGGCACACCGACUGCGCCGCAAAGCAAAGACUUCGGCAAGCUCAUUCGCGAUUUUCUCAACGCCCACGGAGGUGCCACGUACACCCAGAUGCUUAUCGAUCAUUUCAACCGGUACUGCACAACACCCCAGGCCACGAUGGAUUUCAAAGAGACUCUGAAGAUGAUCGCCAGGCUCGAGAAGGGUAGUCGAGGCAGAGGUCGAUGGGUGUUGAAGGAAGAGUACAAGAAGUAG